AUGGCUGGUGAUGCCAUUUGGGCUGUCGAAUGCACCGAGCACAUUCAUGCGAGUAAUGAAUCAAGUGCUGAAGCCUUUCAUCGCCAAAAUACUGAGGAGCAUCUGGAGCAAGUCCGAGAAGUUUUGAAUGUACUGAAGGACAACAAGCUAUACCUCAAUCUUAAGAAAUGCACUUUCCUCAAGGACAAGCUGCUCUUCCUCGGAUUUAUUGUAGGUGUCGAGGGAAUACAAGCCGAUGAGGAGAAGGUUCGAGCCAUUCGGGAGUGGCCGACACCCACUACGGUCGGACAUGUCCGAAGCUUCCAUGGUCUAGCCACUUUCUACCGCAGAUUCAUUCAGAAUUUUAGCAGCUUGGUGGCUCCAAUUACCGAGUGUUUGAAGAAAGGACAAUUCAGUUGGGGAGAAGAGCAGGAAGCCAGUUUUGCCAUAAUCAAAGAGCGACUGUCAACAGCGUCGGUCCUAGCCUUGCCUGACUUCGAGAAAUUAUUUGAAGUCGACUGUGAUGCCUCCAUCGUGGGGAUUGGGGCAGUGUUAUCACUGGAGGGUCGGCCAGUUGAAUUCUUCAGCGAGAAGUUGAGUGAAGCUUGGCAGAAGUGGACGACAUACGAGCUUGAAUUCUAUGCGGUGGUCUGA
This is a messenger RNA of Alnus glutinosa, 633 nucleotides long. RefSeq lists its product as uncharacterized. The transcript has 2 exons. The record is from RefSeq and is a predicted model, not a curated record. Bases 1 to 633 code for a protein of 210 amino acids. NCBI's taxonomy places the organism in Eukaryota, Viridiplantae, Streptophyta, Magnoliopsida, Fagales, Betulaceae.